AUGUCGCCAAGUAAUCAGUCGAGCAGCCCCGAUCGCGUCCCAGAAGAGGGCAAACAUGAACCCAUCCUCAGCGAUGCGCUGGAUGAGGACUUGGUAGACUGGGACGGGCCAGAUGAUCCGAAAAACCCAAUGAAUUGGCCAUUGAGGCGAGUUGUGGUUGUCAUAACCAUAAUUUCCAUCAUCACUUUUCUUAGUUCCCUGGCUUCGUCGGUGCUUGCCCCGGGUAUUCUUCAAGUCCUCGACGACUUUCAUUCCCAGAAUCUCGAACUUGGCUCUUUUGUAAUCUCGGUCUACGUCAUUGGCUACGCGCUUGGGCCUUUGAUUAUCGCGCCGCUGUCUGAAGUGUAUGGCCGCUCGCCGCUGUACCACGGAUGCGGCAUCUUAUUCGUUCUCUUUAGUGCAGCGUGUGCUAUGGCGCCCAGUCUUGCGUCUCUUGUCGUUUUGCGUCUCUUUGCUGGUUUGGCUGGAAGUUGUCCGCUUGCCCUCAGCGCUGGUACGAUUGCCGACAUCGUCCCCUUUGAGAAGCGUGGGCGGGUAUUGUCCGCAUGGACCUUUGGGCCGUUAUUAGGGCCAGUUAUUGGACCAAUUGCUGGUGGCUAUCUCAUCAACGUCAAAGGCUGGAGAUGGUCCUUUUGGCUCGUCACCAUAGUAUCUGGUGCCGUUUGGCUCGUCUCCUUCUUAUUUCUUCGAGAAACAUACGCAUACACCCUCCUCUGGCGCAAAACCAAACGCCUCCGCAAAGCAACUGGCAACCCAAACCUCCGUCCCGCCGUCGACGACCGCCGCUCACCAACCGAGAUUGUCACGCUCGCCAUUGUUCGGCCGACCAAGAUGCUCACCUGCUCGCCCAUCAUUUUUCUUCUCUCUCUCUUUAUGUUUGUCUUUUAUGGAUAUCUCUAUCUCGUCUUCACCGCUAUGCCGCAAAUUUUCCAGACUGUCUACGGCUUCUCCACUGGCGCCAUUGGCCUCACCUACAUUGGCCUCGGCAUCGGCUCGUUUAUCGGUGUCUUCAUUUCAGGCGCAACUUCGGAUAGAACGGUGCAAUGGUUGAAGAAGGAAGCAGACGCAACACCAAAGCCAGAGCAUCGCCUGCCCCUGGCCGUGGCUGGCUCAGUGGUCGUCCCCAUCGGGAUCUUUUGGAUAGGCUGGACGGCAGAAACUCACCAACACUGGAUGCUUCCCAUUAUCGGCACCGCUAUUCUAAGUAUUGGUGUUACUUUGGCCUUUAUGGCCGUCUUGGCGUACCUCAUCGACGCCUACGGCACCUACGCAGCCUCGGCCGUCGCCGCCAGCAUCAUGCUGCGUUCGCUCGGCGGAGCAUUGCUUCCGCUUGCUGGGGGCCCCAUGUUUGUCAAGCUCGGCUUUGGCUGGGGUUGUUCCCUGCUCGCCUUUAUUGCUAUCGCCAUGAUUCCCGUGCCGAUCGUCUUUUUCACCCAUGGCGAGCGCAUUCGCGACAAACGAUUUUUCGGCGUUAAUCCUGCAUACAUGAGAAAGGACAGCCGGAAGGACAGGUCGUACACCAAGGACAGGUGCAGUGCGCCAAGGACAGGUAAAGUGCGCGAAGGACAGGUGAAUUGCGCGAAGGACAGGAAACAGACCAAAAUAGAGAGUUGCAGCAUGCAGCAGACUUGGCUUACUCCUUCACUGCAGCCUCACUUCAUUCUGCCUUUACUCGCAUCGAGUGAGAUUUGGAGAAAUGGCCAGACGGCGGCGACCGGCGAUGCCGCCCUUAACGGUCAAAAGCAUCCGACAUCUACCAACGGACAUACGGUCUCCAACGGAGAAGUGGUUUCCAAUGGUAACGGUCCCUUGAAUGGACAGAAUGGAUCAAAUGGACAUACUACUUCCAAUAGCCAUACCUCCUCCAACGGACACACCUCCCAUGGACACACCUCCAAUGGAGACGCCUCGAAUGGGCAGGCAGCUAGCAACGGCCACACAACUACAAAUGGGCAUAAAACACUCAACGGCCACUCCAAAAACGAUAAACAGCUCCAAUACUGGCAAAAACAGCUCGACGGCAGCCAACCCGCCGAGCUGCUUCGCGAUCGACCUCGACCCUCCUCGCCGUCUGGCACGACCGAAGAGUACACAUUCGUCGAUGCAAGUAGCUUGCGAAUCUUGCAAGGAUUCUGCCAGAAAGAAUCGGUAUCACCGAGCAUCGUUCUCCUCGCUGCCUUUCGCGCGGCUCAUUUCCGCCUCACAAACGUUGAAGACGCCAACAUUGGCUUGCACCAAAGCCAAGGGACGGUAAAGCCCGCCGAGAUGCAGUGCAUUCGGCUCGCGCUUGAAGAGGAAGAUAAAGAUUCCUUUGUUUCGCUGAUACAAAAGACCAUGUUCACCAUAGAAGAAGCGACAGCUCACCAGGGCUUGUCUCUGGAGCAGAUUGCCUCUGUUACUCAACGAGGACAGCGCGGCGCUGCUCAUAAUCCGCUGGUGCGCAUGGCUAUUGCGGUACAAUCGCAGCAAGAUAAUGGCAAUGUUGGUGGCAACGGCGUAUCGCUGUCCAAAGCCACAACGACAGCGCCACUUGAUCUCGAUUUUCGUCUGGUUCUAGAGCCUGACGGUCUGCGUGGCUCCGUCGUCUACUCUGAUGAGAUCUUUGCCGCUGCUUCAAUACAGUGCAUGGCAUCCGUGUUCCUUGAGAUUUUGCGACGCGGAAUCACGGAACCUGAGGUGCCUCUGGCGUCGAUGCCGCUCACAGACGACCUCAAGAGCCUCAUCGACGCAGGCCUGGCUGGCAUCGCCCAUACUGAAUACCCGCGGGAGUCGAGUGUACCAGCUCUUUUCCGUGAGCAAGUGGCAUUAUCUGCUGAUAAUGUUGCUGUCAAAGACUCUGUGGCUCACCUAACAUAUACACAGCUAGACCAACAGUCAGACCGCAUCGCGUCUUGGCUCGCCAAGCAGCGCUAUGCCCCAGAAGCCAUGAUUGGAGUCUUUGCUCCCCGCUCUUGCGAGACAAUUGCCGCUUUUCUAGGCAUUCUCAAAGCUAACCUAGCCUAUCUCCCUCUUGAUAUAAAUAUGCCGCCUAGACGUCUUGAGAGCAUCCUGUCAACAGUCCAGGGAAAACGGCUUGUCCUACUAGGAAAAGGCGUCACUCCUCCUACCCUCAACCUUGAUGUUGAAUUCCUGCCCAUCUCUGAAGCACGGGACUCCGAAACCGACGUCGCUACGUUGCCUGUUGUUUCCCCUACUAGCUUGGCCUAUGUCAUGUUUACCUCUGGCUCAACCGGUCGCCCCAAAGGCGUCUUGGUUGAGCAUCGCGGCAUCGUUCGCCUGGUUAAGAAUAGUAAUAUUUUCGUGCUCGACUUGCCUGCCCUCGACCAAAUACUUUCUCGAGAGAAGAUUCGUGCGGCCCUCUUUACGCCUGCUUUCUUGAAGCAAUGCCUUGUCGAAUCCCCUGCCGUCCUCUCCGGCCUCGACGUGCUACUUGUGUCGGGCGAUCGUCUGGACGCACGCGAUGCUGUGGCAGCUCAAAGCAUCGUCCCGGGCACUGUCAUCAAUGCCUGCGGCCACACGGAAAACAGCUGCCUGAGCACACUGUUUGCCAUGACAGCGACUGAGCCCUGUGCCAAUGGCGCUCCAAUUGGACGCACCAUCUCCAACUCGGGCGCUCUUGUCAUGGACUCUAAGCAGCGCCUCGUCCCUCUCGGCGUCGUCGGAGAGCUAGUGCUUGCAGGCGAUGGCGUUGCCCGUGGGUACACUGAUUCCUCUCUCGACGCGGAGCGCUUCACCAAAGUCACAGUUAACGGACAGAGUCUUCGCGUGUAUCGAACUGGUGACCGAGUACGUAUCCGCCCACGCGACGGCCAGCCAGAAUUCUUUGGCCGAACGGACUACCAGGUCAAGAUUCGCGGUCACCGUGUCGAGCUACACGAGGUCGAACAGACCUUUCUCCGCGAGCCAUCGGUUGCCAGUGCCGCCGUGCUCGCGCGUGCGCCCAACAGCGUCGAGACGGAACUCAUUGCCUUUCUCACUAUGCACGGCGAUGUCGUCGACGGAGUGGCCCAGGUACCGGUUGACGAGAAUCAUAAUACCCAAAAGGAUCAGGUCGCUGCCUGGGCUGAGCUCUUUGACUCGGAUACGUAUGCCUCCAUCGGCAGUAUCUACAAAGCCAACUUCGGCCGCGACUUUCUGGGUUGGAAGUCCAUGUACGACGGACAGCUGAUUGACCGCGACGAGAUGACUGACUGGCUCGAUGACACCAUGGCGGCCAUUCGCAGCACGUCUCACACCAAGACCGUCUGCGAGAUUGGCACCGGCACCGGCAUGAUGAUGUUUAACCUGGCCGAUGACUUUGACCACUACGUCGGUGUCGAUCCUUCGCCGUCCGCGGUGUCUUUUGUUCGUCGUAUGGCUGACUUCGUCCCGGGUCUGGCUGAUCGUAUCGAUAUACAAGUUGGCACGGCCGAAACGAUUGAGAAUCUAGACUGGCAGGUCAAACCAGAGCUCGUCGUCAUCAACUCGGUCGCUCAGUAUUUCGGCAGCGCCGACUACCUCUUGGCCACUGUGGAACGCACCCUCAAAUUGGACAGCGUCGAGUGCAUCUUCUUCGGCGACGUGCGAUCUUUUGCCUUGUAUGACGAGUUUGGUACCACAAAAGCUCUGCGCGUGUUGGGUGCGUCGGCGACGGUCGAUGGUAUCCGGGAGAGGCUGGCUGGCCUUAGGGAUGCCGAGGAGGAGCUCCUCAUUGAUCCAGGCUUCUUCACAGGCCUCGUUGAUCGUCUCCCCAAUCGCGUCGAUCAUAACAGUGGCUAA
This is a messenger RNA of Cordyceps militaris CM01, 4758 nucleotides long. Its product is annotated as non-ribosomal peptide synthase, putative. Lineage: Eukaryota; Fungi; Ascomycota; Sordariomycetes; Hypocreales; Cordycipitaceae. Gene Ontology annotation, biological process: transmembrane transport. The transcript has 9 exons. Gene Ontology annotation, molecular function: transmembrane transporter activity; catalytic activity. The record is from RefSeq and is a predicted model, not a curated record. The coding region runs from base 1 to 4758 and encodes 1585 amino acids.